Salvelinus namaycush (lake trout) is the source of this 587-nucleotide messenger RNA. RefSeq names its product collagen alpha-1(XXV) chain-like. The record is from RefSeq and is a predicted model, not a curated record. The coding region runs from base 60 to 512 and encodes 150 amino acids. Lineage: Eukaryota; Metazoa; Chordata; Actinopteri; Salmoniformes; Salmonidae. The transcript has 10 exons.
UCCUCCAGGGCUUCAGGGAACGCAAGGGUUCCCAGGAGAGGGUCUACCAGGGCCUAAGGAUGACAUGGGUUCAAGGUUCAAAGGUGACAAGGGUGACCAGGGCUUCCCAGGGCAGCACGGACCACAGGGAGAGAGAGGAGUCGUGGAGCCAGGGACAAAGGGUGAACCAGGACCUGACGGAUCCUCUGGGAUACCUGGUAUACUUGGGGAAGAUGGAGCGGUCGACCCUAAGGGUGAGAUUGGUUUGCCAGGACUGCGAGGGACAGAGGGUGCGUGGGAAAGGAAUUCCUGGAGAAAAGGGUGACCAGGGCUUCCCAGGGCAGCACGGACCACAGGGAGAGAGAGGAGUCGUGGAGCCAGGGACAAAGGGUGAACCAGGACCUGACGGAUCCUCUGGGAUACCUGGUAUACUUGGGGAAGAUGGAGCGGUCGACCCUAAGGGUGAGAUUGGUUUGCCAGGACUGCGAGGGACAGAGGGUGCGUGGGAAAGGAAUUCCUGGAGAAAAGGGUGACCAGGGCUUCCCAGGGCAGCACGGACCACAGGGAGAGAGAGGAGUCGUGGAGCCAGGGACAAAGGGUGAACCAGG